This is a messenger RNA of Argentina anserina (silverweed cinquefoil), 826 nucleotides long. RefSeq lists its product as uncharacterized. The record is from RefSeq and is a predicted model, not a curated record. Lineage: Eukaryota; Viridiplantae; Streptophyta; Magnoliopsida; Rosales; Rosaceae. Bases 23 to 490 code for a protein of 155 amino acids. The transcript has 3 exons.
UGUGAAGGAGUACAUACCAAAAAUGAGUGAAGAAGGUCCAAAGCUCUACAACAACAAACCCAAGAAAGCGCACCUGAAACAGUUUCAAGAUCAGCAGAUUUUCGCUUCAGCUUCACCAACAAUGUCGUCUUCUCACUCCUCCGCUCCGCCGCCGCCGAAGCUUCCCAAGGAGUCGUUUGCUCGGCGUUACAAGUUCCUGUGGCCGAUGCUCUUGGCUGUCAAUUUCGGCGUUGGAGCUUACCUGUUCAUGCGGACGAAGAAGAAAGGGACAACUCCGAUUACUGAAGAACCUCUACCCCAGCCAAUUAUCACAGAGCCUGUGAAAGUGCAUGAACCAAUCUCAGAAGAACAACAACGUGAAGCGUUCAAGUGGAUGCUGGAAGAGAAAAGAAAGGUAAAACCAAAAGAUCGUGAAGAGAAGAAGCGCAUUGAUGAGGAGAAAGCCCUUCUGAAACAGUUCAUUCAAGCAAAAUCUAUUCCAAGAUUCUAACCAUUAAAGCGUUGUUGAAAAGGAAAACUACAGGUUUGGAUUCUCAAGUGAUUCUCUGUUUUCUACUCAUUCGUGGGAUUAUCUCAACAUUUCAAGAUGGAUCUUGUCUGCACAGGUUUAGUUGUCGUUAUCAUUUGAUGAAAGUAUGCGACUCUUAUGUGAUGCAAUUUGCAAAUGCUAAUUUUGAAUCCUGGUUGCUGUCAUUCACCUGCCUAUGUUACACUGAAGUCCUUUCACAUGUAACUCAGUAACUAUAUGUGCCGUUCUCCUUUUGAUCCUUGAAUACUCCUUGGGUUGCCAAUUUAGUGAGAUCUGUGACUCUGACCUUAAACAAAA